Messenger RNA from Larimichthys crocea (large yellow croaker), 1928 nucleotides. It is a transcript of the gene chordc1b, whose product is annotated as cysteine and histidine-rich domain (CHORD) containing 1b. Bases 226 to 1251 code for a protein of 341 amino acids. Lineage: Eukaryota; Metazoa; Chordata; Actinopteri; Sciaenidae. The transcript is spliced from 11 exons. The record is from RefSeq and is a predicted model, not a curated record.
GUCGCUCGUGUGGGACCACGGUGCGCUCACAGGAUGGAGGGGGCGGGGCUUGGGCGCGCUCCGAGUGUAGCCGAGUGUAGCCGACAAUCUCCGGAAGUGAGACCAGUGUAAUGUACAGCAGUGACGAUUGCGGCGGCUCCUUAACGUUAUCUCACACACAAGCUUUUUUUUUUUAGUGCUUGGUUACACAUCUUCCCAUCAGUUCAACUCGUUUCCUCCCACACCAUGUCUGUUUUGUGUUAUAAUAAGGGAUGUGGACAGCGGUUUGAUCCAGAAAACAACCCAGACGAUGUCUGCACGUAUCAUCCAGGAGUCCCGGUGUUCCACGACGCACUGAAGGGAUGGUCCUGCUGCAAGAGAAGAACUACUGAUUUCUCAGACUUCCUCAGCAUUGUUGGCUGCACAAAAGGUCCCCACAACAAAGAGAAGCCCCCUGAGCCGGUGAAACCAGAUGUGACAUCAUCGGGAGAAAAGAAAGAAGGAGACGACCAAAAACCAAAGUUUAACGAGUACAUUAUCUCAGCACCAAAGCCUCAGGAGGCGAUAAGCAGACCAAGCGCUGAUGAGCCGAUGGUGAGAAUGCAGCAUAAAGUCUCUGGUUCUCUGAAGCAGGCUCUGGAGAAACUGAAACUUUCUGAAAAUGCAGCAGACAAGAAAGAGGAAGAUGGUGACGAGAUCAAGAUCGGAACGUCCUGUAAAAAUGGAGGAUGUACUACAAGUUUUGAUGGACCUGCGAGCGAUUCGGAUGUGUGCUCGUACCACUCUGGAUUUCCUAUCUUCCAUGAGGGGAUGAAAUACUGGAGCUGUUGUAAGAGGAAAACCUCUGACUUUAACACCUUCCUCUCUCAAGAGGGCUGCACCAAGGGAUCACAUCUAUGGAGGAAAAAGGAUGCGGGUAACAAAGUGGUUCCAUGUCGGUUUGACUGGCAUCAGACCGGCACGCAGGUCAUCAUCUCUAUCUACGCCAAGAACGGCGUUCCGGAGCUAAGCUACGUGGAUGCAAACAGCACUACGCUCAACAUCCAUGUUAUAUUUGAAGGAGAGAAGGAAUUUGAGCAGAAAAUCAGCUUGUGGGGGGUGAUUGAUGUCAGUAAAAGUAUAGUGAACAUGAUGGCCGCCAAGAUUGAGGUCGCCAUGAAGAAGUCCGAGGCCAUGUCAUGGGCUCGCCUGGACCUCCCCCCUCCCGUCCCCCCACCCAAGGAGAGCGAGAAGAAAGAAGAGGAAGUUGAUAGCGAGAACGAAGAUGAAUGAUGAGGAAUGAAAAUAAAAACAUAGUGUUUAUUUUUAGCUGAAUUCAAGGCCACACAGUCCAUUCCUUACCUCUCUAAAGAGUUGACUCUUUGCUGUCAUGAAACUUUGGCCUCUACUCUUCAACUGUUUCCCCUUUCAUUCCUACCAGUCAACAUUGUUCAUGUUGCUUGUUCUUCUGAGGUUUCAGUCCUUUUUUUAUUGAUCAUUAUAUAAAUGAAAAAAGAAAGAAUCUUCAAGUGUUUUUACAAUGUUUUUUUUUCACUAAAGUACUGUAUGAUAACAAGGGGAACACUGACUUUUCCUAGACUUUCAAGUUAAAGGUGACAAACCCGUUAAUUGCACUGAAAUCGCCUGGAAACUAACACCACACUAUAAGAUGGGAGUCAGGUGUGACCAUGCAGGUCACGUGAUGGACCACAGUUUAUCUUUCAACAGUGUUUGGGAAGAAUCAUUCCAUCCUCUGCUUUCAUAAAUUGUAUAAAUUAUUGCUUUUUUUUUUUCUUUUUUUUUGUUCCCACAUGGAUCACAUCAGUCAAACGUUGUCUUCACAGAUAUACACUCAUGAUAAUGAAGUUGCUCUGUGUAGUUUGAAAUUUGGAUCUCUAAAAAUGUCCACACUUGUAUCAUAUGGAGUUUAUUCUGAAUAAACUGUUAAAAUAAAUACUAUACUUCCUUGG